UGGCUCAGUGAGUGUCGAGCCGGCGUUGAUCGCCGUUCGUCACCGGAUACGUAUUAGUGACUCGGACACCGACGAAUGCGUCACAACUACUUCUUCGAAACGCCUCAUGGGCGUUCAACCUAAAUCUACACCGUUUUGACAAAAAUAAAAACAUUAUACAUAUAUAAACGUAUACAGAAUCAAGUGCAUGUUACUGUUAUCAUCGUCAAUGAGAAAAAGUUGACAGAAAAAGUGUGACAGCGUGUGAUUUCGCGCGUGUUGAAGCCGGAAGGCGUAUGUAUGUUGCUCUCCUGGAAGUUCGAUCGACGGGAAGACAGCUGGGAGAGAAAUCGUGCAGAGGGAUGCUUUGAAAUACCGGCAGAGUGGUUUCAUUCAAGGGUGAAAGGCCAUCCGAGCAAAUCAAGGCAUGUCCAAGUAUUGGCUGAACGUGGCCCUCCUCAGGGUUGUGCUGCCGCUUGUCUUGACAGGAUGUAUAAUAUGGCGACCUGUAGGAUUGUCUCUGGUUUACUUGGCUCUGAUGCUGUACUCGCCCCAUGUGCCGGUACCAGACGCGAAAACAAUGGCUGGCCACACAGGGCACUAUUUAAAAACUUGCAUCGGCCUGUCCUUUCUCACAGCAGUCAGCCAACUCACUUUUCACAUAGUUCUAUUAGCUCUACCUGCAUAUGGUCACUUCCUUCACAAUUGCGAAUCGAUGGAAAUGAUCUUCAGGCACAUAGGUUUUGUAAGACUAGAUAGCGCUUCUGCCUGGGAGAUCUUCUUCUGGUUGACGCCAGAAUUAAUCGUCUUACCCACUAGUAUAAUGGUGUAUCUCAUAUGUCGGUUUCUAUCACGACAGAACGUUACCGACGAGGAAGAUGAUGCAUCGUUACAUCGAAACAUUGAGGCUGCGAAGAAAAGCGCUGACAGCACCGCCAAGAUCAUCAACUUCCUAGGACGAAUCGGGACCUACGUAGUUCUAGCGUCAUUGUGCAUCAUAGCAGCCCUGAAACCAUCAGUUGAAGGUGGUUUCUAUUUCCUCGUCUUCCUGGGAGCCGCAACUUGGUGGGCAUGUAACAAAGAGCUCCGAAAGGGCUUCGCUAUAUUAUGCAGGGUUGUGAUGGUCGUCGUGAUUCUUCACAUCCUGGCUUUGCUCAGCUACCAGAAUCAAGUGCCUCAGGAGAUAAUACCCGUAAAUAGCACCUGGCAGCGUUAUUUCGCAUUGUCUCCAGUUUAUCAAACGAAUUGCACUGACCCGAGAGACGUGCAGUACACGGCCGAUGCCGAUUGGUUAAUUUAUGGCUACUUCUUAAGGCUAUUUUGGCUUUAUUACGUUCUGGCGUUGCAGUCACAGUUCCUGAGCAAAAAGCCGAACGUUGCUUUUACUAACGAGGCGUUCCAGGCAAAGAAAGUGAAACGUUUGAGCGGAAAGCUGGAGAAUCUGGACACUCCAUUGUCCAGGCACGUUUCCAUCAGGAGAAGAACUCCAUCUCAGAGAUGGCAAUCAGCGCGACGAAAGGCUCGCUUGAUGCGAUUUGGAUCCGGGAGAACGGGGCUACUGCAAGAUUCGACCGGAAGUGUCAUUGUCCAGGAUGGUCAUCAGGAUGAUAACAUUCAGAUGCAAAGUCUCAGUGAAGCUACUCCAGACGAGCAAUCCGGAAUCAUCGAACAUAUCAUUAUGGCUGUAUAUUCCAUCUUCCAAUUGAUAAUCAAUUCAUCCUAUCUUGCUACGAAUAUCAUAAUGAUGACUUGGAGUAUAAUGUACCACAGUUGGACAACGUUUGCGCUGUUAUUAUGGGCCUUGAUUCUCUGGAUGGUGCCUAAUAAACGCGCUUCCAUGAUGAAAUGCUCGCCGUUUAUCGUUAUCUAUGCAAUGCUUUUGCUUCUUGUUCAAUACAUUUAUAGCAUGGAUCUGACAGAAGAAGAGCUGCCAACGAAGAUAAACGGGAUAAGUGUGUCGGAGAUUGGUUUCAGCAAAUCUGAACAACUUAGCCGAUGGCAUUUAGUCGUCAAAUGUCUGUUCAUAUCUAUGUUCUGGAUAACUAUGAGACAAUAUACCGCUGAAAGAACCAGACAAAGACGUUCUUCAGCGUUGAGAGACAUGGUAGCACCGUUACAUGUCUCUGUUUCGACAGCUACCACGGCGAUGAAUCACGAAGCGCCGGAAAUCAAAAGCAAAUUCAUGAAAGAUGUUGGCAUACUUUUGAAAAAAUUAUUAACCAAAUUUUGGAUCGCUGUAGUGGCUAUUAUGUUAUUCAUCUCUGGAAUCACCGGCGAACGUAUGACCGUCUUCAGGAUCAUUUACAUGUCCCUGUUCUUAGUUUUAAUCAUCACUUUCCAGAUAUCAUGGACAGUGUGGAGGAAGAUGAUGUACACAUUCUGGAUUACAGUCAUUGGUUACUCCGUAAUCAUGCUGAUUCUCGUGUACACUUACCAAUUCCAUAAUUUCCCGGAAUAUUGGAACUACCUUCAUAUUGACGAGGAUUUGCAGAAGGACAUUGGUUUAGAAAUAUACGAAACCAAGGAUCUAUUUGUUAGAUUACUAACGCCAACGUUCUUCGUAAUUAUCACUGUCCUCCAGAUUCAUUAUUUCCAUAAAGAUUUCUUGGAAGUGACCGAUAUCGAGAAAUUCGGAACCGAAGAGAGUCCUCGAGUCGAACGAUCGAGUCUUGGCCAUUCACCGAUUUUAACCAUGCCACCAUCUUCACCGGGAGAAGUUUUCCUUGUUGAAGAAGAGAAAGAACAUAUAUACUCCUUAAGACAGUUAAAAGAAAUGUCUAAACUGGAGCGGCUACAGUUAUUUCAUAAAGUAAUACAGCAAUUCUUAAACUUUUAUAAUUACACUUGGCUCUUCUUUGAAAUUCACAUGCAAAAAAUUAUUUUCGUUUCUGUGAUGAUUUUCUGUGUCAACGAUGUCUGUGCUAUUAAUUUCGUAUUCGUCUUGAUACUAGUUAUCAUGAUCAAUUCUCGAAGAAAUGUUCAAAUAUGUACUGCCAACACGAUCGCAGCGAUAAUUGCCAUUUUGAUGGUCGUGAAGAUGCUAUAUCAAAUCCAAUAUAUCGAUCACAAUAACUGGAAUAUUAAUUGCACGAAAUUUCCAGCUGAAAAUCAAACUCAGUAUGGCAGCAAUAAUACGAUGUAUAAUAUCGCAGAGUGGUUUGGAAUAAAAAAAGGAGAGCCAGGACACUUGGCAGAAUUAUUGAAGGGUUACAUAGGAAUCUUAGUGGUGACUACUAUCAGAAAAAUCAUCAGAAUUCGACAGUGUUUCUAUAGAAAAGCACAUAACGAACCUUUGGACACUCCUCAAGUUAUGUUCCCUUCUAUAACUAGAGAAGAUGCUGACAAAGGAGUACCACAAUGCUUGAAAUUCCUUUUCAAUUAUGGAUUCUAUAAGUUCGGCGUUGAAUUCUGUUUGAUAGGAAUAGUGGCACUCAUUGGAACCAGAUUGGAUUUCUAUUCUGUCCUUUAUAGCAUUUGGCUUUUACUAUUCUUCUCUCUGAGAAGAAAAACAAUAUCCAGAAUUUGGCCUUUCUUCAAGUUCUUUGGUAUAAUUUUACUACCUAUUCAGUAUUCUUUCGUCGUGGCUCCACCAUCUUGGUUUUGUAUAGAGUAUCCAUGGAGUGAAUCCAAAACUUUGAGGGGUUUGCAAGAGUGGAUGUAUUUACCUGAUCCUGACUUUCCACCAAACGCUAGAAAAUUAAUGUGUGAUUUUAUUCUGCUAAUGAUGAUCGUCAGACAAAGUCUCGUCUUCCAAAUCGAAGAAAGAAGCACAGCGACUAACAGAGAAUUUCCAGCUGGUCAUAAUUAUUCUGUCUACGAAAACAUGGAGAAACCAAAUUUCAUCAAUCCUGUGAAGGAUUACGUGUCACAUAUCCACUGUUGGUUAGAUAUAAUUAAACGAGGCGUAUUAAUAAGUCUCAUGUGGGUCACUUUGUCGAUCAUGUUCCUGGCUGGAACAGAAAGGACCAAUCUCUUCUCGUUGGGUUAUUUAAUUGGUGCAUUCGUGUUCCUCUGGCAAGGAAGUGACUUUUACUUGAGACCAGUGAAAACCAUCUUGAAAUGGUGGAAUCUUCUAAUCGGUUACAAUGUGGUCGUCAUAUUUUCCAAGGCUUUGCUUCAGGGUGUAGGUUGCGUGCUGAUAGAACAGCUGCAAGUGUUAGCAUGCCCACUGAUUCAGCUAUUCGGUAUAACUUGUCUAAGAAAAUUCCGAAGUUCAGUGAGCGACAUAGUUCUGGAAAAAUUGGAUUGCGAGGUGCCACAAGAAGACAUCGGCAUGGUCUGGGAUGGUCUAUGCUUUGGCUUCCUGUUACUCCAGAAACGACUGUUCAAGAGUUAUUACUUCUUCCAUAUAGUAGAUGAAACGAAAGCUAUGAGCAUCCUAGCGUCUAGAGGGGCGGAGUUACUAGAAGAACUGCACCAGAAGCGCAUCGAAAUUCAAGAAAACGUUGAGAAGAACGUGCUGCAGAAGUUGAAGUUUAAGAUGGAUAAAAUCAAAGCUAACCAGAGAAAAAUACAAGGACCUAGUUACAGGGAACCACAGAUACACGCAGUUGAUACUCUCUAUCCAGGAACACGGCCGUUGUACAGAGUUCGCGCCCCAAAGACCAACAGAGAGGCUGUCAGAUCAGGCGACUACUACAUGUUCGACGACCUGGACGACGACGACGUGACCGAUCUGAUCCCGGACACUGAAUCCGAAAAACAAGAAGCGGAGAAACGUCACGAAGCUGAAAAACGCGGCAGAAGAAUGACUAUUUCCGAGCUGAUGAACACGCUGAUUAAGACAGACAUUGAGAUCGCGACACACGUCGCCAUGUACGGAGGGACUGAAAAGGACGCGCUGAGACUACGUCGUCGGAGUGUGCCUUUAACAAGGAAGAAAUCAUCUAUGUCGUAUCUCAGUGCACGUUCCGAGACCGACACUGCAGUGGCCACCGAUGCCGCUGACAAAACAAGUCUCGCGUCGGCGGACACGGAAACCGGUGAAAAAGAUGCGGCCACGGCAGAACAUGAUAAAACACCAGUGCCAACAGACGACGAAUAUGGAGAAGAUAAACCAGAUGAAAAGGAGGAGACACAGGAGGAUGAGCAAAAAGUAUCAGUUGCUACGUACUUCAAAUUCAUUAUAGUGAUGGUUAAUAGCACCCUGACGUCGAUGACCAAAUACUUGAACAGAUUUUCGCGUGACUAUAGAUACAUUCGCAAGGUUUUAACGAAAGAAAAGAAAGUAUUAAAGACAAAACCAGAUUUCCGGAUGGGAAUGCGAUUGGGAAUCACUCAAAUAUGGCAGCCAAUUCCUCUGAUGAAACAAGGAUCGACUAAUGGAAAUGCCGAGGAAUCUUACGAUGCUGGCGAGGGACCUAACCAACCACGACCGCAGGAGGAAAGCACACUAUUCUCCGAAAUCUCACCUGUCCAACACGAUGACGAAGGUGGUGCACUGUCUGAAGUCGAUCAACCACCGAUAAUCCAAUUAUUGGCAUCUAUUUGGUUUGGAAUUCUGGCACAUUCGUGUCUACUUUGUUACUUCAUGGUGUUCCUUCAUCAGAUUAAAAAUGCAUCCGUCCUUUCCACGCCUUUGCCUCUCAUGGUGUUCUGCUGGGGUUCGUUAACCAUUCCACGGCCCUCGAAAACAUUUUGGAUAACGUUGAUCGCGUACACCGAGGCAAUUGUGAUAGUAAAAUGCAUUUUCCAAUUGGAAGUGUUGCCCUGGAAUCGAGAUGCUGCACCGAAUAAUCCUCUAUUUACUCCUAGAAUUAUGGGAGUCGAACGCAAACAUAAUUAUGCUUUGUGGGAUCUAUUGUUGCUUCUCAUGGUGUUCUUCCAUAGAUUUAUGCUGAAAUCAUUAGGGCAAUGGACGUCCCCAUCCCUAAAACCAAGAAAAAUUAUUCCUUCCGCUUUAACUGUAGUUCCAGCCAAGCCUCCACCGCCAGAAAAUAGAGGUCAAGGAGAAUCUGUAUCGCUGCAAGAAGAAGAAGGCGGUAGUACCAUAAGAACACCUAAAGGAGCAACUCUGAACCUUCACGCAGCAGGGGAGGGUGAAAAUGCGCAAACCACAAAUGAAUACGAAAAAUUAGUGGCGGUUCAAGGAGAAGAAAUCAAUCCCACGAACGAAGAGUUCAAUAAAGCCAUGAAUAUGACCGUAAAUAAAUACAAAGAACCAAUGAAAGAUUUCUUCCAAAAAAUUCUUAGUCCAGUUAGCAAAGAAAAGACGAACGUAUAUGCAUAUAUGUUCCUGUGUGAUUUCUUUAAUUUCUUGUUACUUAUUUUUGGAUUUUCUGCAUUUGGGACACAACAAGGUGACGGUGGUGUUACAGCUUAUUUACAAGAAAAUCGAGUUCCGAUGCCAUUCUUACUGAUGUUACUGUUACAGUUUGCAUUGAUAGUUAUCGACAGAGCAUUGUUCUUAAAGAAAUCAAUCGUAGGCAAACUAAUUUUCCAUUACUUUCUUAUAUUUGGCGUUCACAUUUGGAUGUUCUUCAUAUUGCCAAGUGUUACCGAACGACAAUUCAAUGAGAGGCUUCCGCCGCAAAUUUGGUACAUGGUCAAGUGCUUCUAUCUCUUGUUAGCGGCUUAUCAAUUAAGACAAGGCUAUCCGACACGAAUACUUGGCAACUUCCUCUGCAAGAAAUACAGCAUUGUCAACUAUGUCUUAUUCAAAGUAUUCAUGUUAGUCCCAUUCUUAUUCGAAUUAAGGGCAGUAAUGGACUGGAUCUGGACGGACACUUCCAUGACGAUAAUGGAUUGGUUCAAAAUGGAAGAUAUUUUCGCCAAUAUUUAUCAAAUCAAGUGUAUGCGAGGCGUAGAAACGGAUUUCCCUCAGCCACGAGGCGUAAAAAAACAACAAAUGAGCAAGUAUUUAGUCGGUGGCGGUGCUCUCUUCUUCAUGAUUGGAUUAAUAUGGUUCCCCUUGCUCUUAUUCGCACUUGGUGGCACAGUUGGUGUCUCUAAUCUACCCUACGACGUUUCAAUGAAAAUUAGAAUUGGUCCUUAUGAACCAAUUUACUCUAUGUCGGCACAAAGUAGCUCUAUCAUCGAAUACGGCGAAACUGAUUUCGCGAGAUUUUCGAAUUUGUACGCGAGAGAUAGACCUGCGGUCACUUUCCUGGAGAACUAUAUACAUUCUGAUGUCGCUGCCGUGAGAUUGAGUGGGUUCUCUCGAAAAUUAUGGAGUAUAUCUCCGCCAGACUUAGAUAGACUGAUAACAGAACUAGAAGAUAAUAGCACAACCGUGGUCAUCCACGUAGAGUGGACAGUGUCUCGAAAAACGGAUGCGAAAGAUGCCAGUGGGAUAACGACACAAGUGAGAGAUAUAAAAUUGCCACCGUAUGAAAACAAUGAAUUUAAUCCCGUGAGAAGAACGUUAGCUAAUAUGCUCUCUAGCAAUGACUCAACCGUGCAUAAUGGUACUAUCACGUUGCAAUAUGCAUUUCCCAAGUUUUUGAAAGUAACUGGUCGAACCACUGACGUCGUUCCACAAUUAAUGCGAAUGCCGAAAUGGCUUGAUGACAAUGUAGAGGAAGAGGAUGAGAAUCAUCUGUACAGGGAUGUUAGUCUUCAUUUAUCUACCGACGCAGAUUGUUGCGCUCGUCAGAAAUGGUGGAUCGUUAAAGAAGUUUGCAAUGAUACUUUAUACGAUCAGCUAUUAAAGAGAGUGCCCCUAAAUGACUGCAAGUACAUCAUGAUGUUCUUGUUCAAUGAUAAAACGUUCCCCGAGGGGUUGAGCUUUAUCAGUGGAUUUGGAAUCUUAGGUUUGUACACUACCGCGGUGAUAGUCAUAAGUCAAAUGAUGAGGAAGAUAGUCAGUGACAUGGCGCCAAAGAUUAUGUUCGAUGACUUACCUUACGUCGAUAGAAUACUAAGAUUAUGCUUAGAUAUUUAUUUGGUCCGUGAAAGUGGAGAAUUGUGUCUCGAGGAAGACUUGUUCGCCAAAUUAAUAUUCCUCUACAGAUCACCGGAGACGUUGAUCAGAUGGACAAGGCCACCCGAAGAAGGGGAGAGAACUGACAAUGAAGAUCAAGAUGAUGUAGAUGAGGAUGCUGUGGCGCCAAGAGGAGAAUCUCGAGAUGUUUCUCGCAGAGAAUAAAUUUUGUCAAAUGUUUCUGAGGAUAAACUCCAAACCUAAACAAUAUUAGUGAAAAUAUUGUGAAACUUUCAAAACGGCUAGAAUUAAUGAUAAAACUAGAUUAGAGUUAACUUCUGUUGGAUCAAAGACUUUAAGAUUUUAUUAAUUAUGCGAAACGGAAUUUGUUAAAGAAAGGAUUUUUUCGAAAAAUAUUACCGAUAAUCUUGCGUAACAGAGACAAUAGUUGGCGCACUUAUCAAAACGUGACAUAAAGAAUGCGAAUGGUUAAAAAAAUUAAAGAAACUCAGGAAUUUAGUACAGUUAUGUUUGUUGUUAGGAAAUUGAUUAACGAAGAGAGUUCCUAUCUUCGAAUAUUAUAAAGAUGUACAUAUGUAUACGGAAAUAACGCAAAGCGAAAGAGAAAAUGAUAUUAAUCAUAAUAGGGGAAGUUAACGAGAAGACCUGAGAAAUUUAAAGACGUGCGAGGAUACAUUAUACGGUAGAAUUAUUUAUUUCUUAAUUGUGUUUUUAAGUGAGGUUUUACUAAUUUUUAUUUAAAUAUUUAUCGAUAAAGAACUCACUUGAUCAUAGUCGAAGGUAUGAAGGAUAUUGUGAUCGUGAGAUGUUGUCAGUAACAUGAUUUUGAGAUAAGUGCUUUAUAGAAUUAAGCGUCUAAACAUAAAGUUGUUGUACCAUAUGCGGAUAUGCUUUUAUCUCUAAUUUACUAGAAUUUAUGCAUAAACCGAAAUAGCCGCAUUUCAAAUUGCAUUUUAAUAGAUAAGAAUGUAAACCCCUUAUUCUUAAAAAAUUAAUAUCUUCAAAACUGCCGAUAGCAAGAUCUUUCGUUCCUUUUUAUACGUUUUUCUAAUCGUCGAUUUAUUCAGGUAUUACUGAAUAAAAUUAUCUGGUGAUUUUGCCAAAACCUCGAGCGCGUUUUAUACAUUACACAUAUUUAACCGAAGAUCUUGACUCCAUAAUAAUUAUCAUUGCUUGUAAAUAUGCAUUGUACAACAUGCAUCCUUAUUGAAACAUUGUAUCAUGUCGCCUUAAUAUGCCUUCUAAAAGAAUCUUCGAAUAUAUGUAAAUUGUUUCAAACGAA
Bombus pyrosoma is the source of this 9143-nucleotide messenger RNA. It is a transcript of the gene Piezo, whose product is annotated as piezo-type mechanosensitive ion channel component. The coding region runs from base 407 to 8065 and encodes 2552 amino acids. The transcript is spliced from 37 exons. Lineage: Eukaryota; Metazoa; Arthropoda; Insecta; Hymenoptera; Apidae. The record is from RefSeq and is a predicted model, not a curated record.